GCCUUUUCGGUGCGCAGAGGCUCUACAGCAGCUCAUCACAUGAUUCUUCUCUUGUGACAAUCCAGACAGAAAGGAAAACCUUCCUCACUUCCAGCUGAGUUACAAGGUGCUGCGAUGACAGAUGACUGUUGUUUUGGUACCAGAGGACCAACCGCGGGCAGGGAAAUGGAGUUAAGUUAACCAUUACCAGACUGACUCAGCUCAUUCCUGUCUCGAAAAGUGGACGUUUGGUAAAUAUUUGGGGGGGUUGUUGCGCCGAGGGGGACAAAGUUGGCGCAUGGAGAGGGACGAAGUUUCAUUUUGGCGCAGCGUCUUUUCUUUGUUUUCUUUGUUUUUGUCGCCACCGCGUCGCGCGACAACAAAAGCCAACUAAAGCCGGAGUUCAGUUUCUUUUCUUUUUUUUUUUAAAAAAAGAAACCCUUUUUCUGUCGCCGAGUUUAUUUAAGUUGAGGACGGAAGAAAAACGAGACAACUCGAGGACGCAUUACGUCGGGUGAGAUGGUGGACAGCAAACCUCUUCUUCAGGACAGACCUCCCGCCUACAACGCCGUCCCCGGGGCUUAUGAGUACGGCCCGCAGCAGCACAGCUAUGGGGCCAUCCCGCAGCCGGCCCCGCCGCCCUACCCGUACCCCGACGGCCAAGGAUACCCAUCAGCCCAAAUGGCCCCUGCUGUAUCCCAGCAGCCCUACACUGGGACCUACACCAUCAUCCAACCCUCUGUAGUGGUGGUGGGAGGCUGUCCGGCCUGCAGGAAGUUCAGGAACCUGGUUGUGUAG
Molecule: messenger RNA, 777 nt
Organism: Morone saxatilis (striped sea-bass)
Lineage: Eukaryota; Metazoa; Chordata; Actinopteri; Moronidae
Gene: bri3
Product: brain protein I3
Exons: 3
Coding region: 499-777 (92 amino acids)
Source: RefSeq, a predicted model, not a curated record